Molecule: messenger RNA, 1032 nt
Organism: Henningerozyma blattae CBS 6284
Lineage: Eukaryota; Fungi; Ascomycota; Saccharomycetes; Saccharomycetales; Saccharomycetaceae
Gene: HEM2
Product: porphobilinogen synthase HEM2
Exons: 1
Coding region: 1-1032 (343 amino acids)
Biological process (GO): heme biosynthetic process
Cellular component (GO): cytosol
Molecular function (GO): zinc ion binding; porphobilinogen synthase activity
Source: RefSeq, a predicted model, not a curated record
AUGCAUUCUGCUGAAUUUAUAGAGACUCAAGAUCCACCAGUCACUUCAAUUCUUGCUGGUGGUUAUAACCAUCCAUUGCUACGUGAAUGGCAAUCAGAAAGACAAUUGCAUAAAAAUAUGUUCAUUUACCCUUUAUUCGUUUCAGACAUUGAUGAUGAAGUUACUGCCAUUGAAUCUUUGCCAAAUAUUAAUCGUUACGGGUUAAAUACUUUGAAGCCAUACGUAGAAUCAUUGAUAAAGAAAGGGUUGCGUUCCGUCAUAUUGUUUGGUGUACCAUUAGCCCCAGGUAUCAAAGAUCCAAUUGGUACAGCUGCUGAUGAUCCAAAUGGUCCAGUCAUUCGUGCAAUUAGAAUGCUACGUGAAAGUUUCCCAUCCCUAUACGUCAUGACAGAUGUCUGUUUAUGUGAGUACACUUCACAUGGCCAUUGUGGUAUUUUAUUCCCAGAUGGUACAAUUGAUCGUAAACGUUCUGUGCAAAGAAUUGCUGCUGUAGCCACAAAUUAUGCUCGUGCUGGUGCUCAUUCAGUGGCUCCGAGUGAUAUGAUUGAUGGGCGUAUCUUUGCUAUAAAGCAAGCUUUAUUAAAGGAAAACUUGGCCCAUAAGACUUUUAUCAUGUCAUAUUCUGCUAAAUUUAGUGCUGAUUUAUAUGGUCCAUUCCGUGAUGCUGCAUGUAGUUCUCCAUCAAGUGGUGAUAGAAAAUGUUAUCAAUUACCAUCUUCCGCUAAAGGGUUGGCUCAUCGUGCAAUUGAAAGAGAUUUAACUGAAGGUGCCGAUGGUAUCAUUGUUAAACCUUCUACUUUUUACUUGGAUAUCAUUUCAGAUGCUUCAACUCAAUGUAAAGAUGUCCCGCUAUGUGCUUAUCAUGUUAGCGGUGAAUAUGCAAUGCUACAUGCAGCUGCUGAAAAGGGUGUGGUCCAAUUGAAACAAAUCGCUUUUGAAUCUCAUAUGGGGCUAUUAAGAGCUGGUGCCGGUUUAAUCAUUUCUUAUUUUACUCCAGAAUUUUUAGAUUGGUUGGAUGAUGAUGAACUUUAA